Marmota flaviventris (yellow-bellied marmot) is the source of this 1961-nucleotide messenger RNA. It is a transcript of the gene Icam3, whose product is annotated as intercellular adhesion molecule 3. Gene Ontology annotation, biological process: cell-cell adhesion. Gene Ontology annotation, cellular component: plasma membrane. The record is from RefSeq and is a predicted model, not a curated record. Lineage: Eukaryota; Metazoa; Chordata; Mammalia; Rodentia; Sciuridae. Gene Ontology annotation, molecular function: integrin binding.
AACUGGGUCCUGCCCUGUCCCUGUUGUAGACUCCCCAGCUGCUGGCCCCCAUCUGGGACCCCCAUCCUAGGUCCCUGGGGCCAGGGACUCGCCCUACUCACCCCAGGCCUGGGGAAGGAUGCAACCCCUGCACUUCUGCAAUCUUAACUGCUGGCUUCCGUCUCCUCCCUCGUCCCCUGUGGGACACCUCCUAAAGGCACCUUCCUCUCUCAGCCUGGCCACCAUGACACUUUCCAGCCUGCUGCUGGGAGCCUGCCGGACUCUGUUCAUCUUCCAGCUAUUGGCCUGUUGUCUGCUGCCCCUAGGUGCCCAGAGCCAGAGCCAGGAGUUCUCCCUGCAGAUGGAGCCCCAAGACCCAGUGCUUCCUGCCGGCAGGUCCCUCUUAGUUAACUGCAGCACCAGCUGUCCUCGUCCUGAGCUCAUUACCCUGGAAACAUCCCUACCGAAGGAGGUCAUAGAUGAAGACCAGGGCUGGGCAGCCUUCCGCCUCAGCAAUGUGACUGGUGACAGCAAGAUCAUCUGCUCCGCGUUCUGUAAUGGCUCCCAGAUGACAAGCAACUCUAGCAUCACUGUGUACCGGUUCCCAGAGCUUGUGGAGCUGGACCUCCUUCCCCCCUGGCAGCCAGUGGGUGAGAACCUCACCCUGCAAUGCCAUGUGUGGGGCGGAGCACCCCGCGCCCAGCUCACCCUGGUGCUGCUCCGUGGGGAGGAGGAACUGAGCCGGCAACCUGCGGUGGGGGAGCCAGCAGAGGGCACUGCCACAGUGCUGGCAGGCAGAGGUGACUAUGGUGCCAAGUUCACGUGCAGAGCCGAACUGGACCUGCGGCCCAGAGGGCUGGGACUGUUCCAGAACACCUCAGCCCCCAGGCAGCUCCGAACUUUUGUCCUUCCCAUGGCUCCCCCACGCCUUGUGGCUCCCCUGUCAUUGGAGGUGGGCACCUCGUGGCCAGUGGACUGCACUCUGGAUGGGCUGUUCCCAGUCUCUGAGGCCCAAGUACAACUGGCGCUGGGGGACCAGAUGCUGAAUCCUGCAGUCACGAUCCACGGAGACACACUCAGGGCCACAGCUACAGUCACAGCACGCGCAGACCAGGAGGGUGCCCAGGAAAUUGUCUGCAAUGUGACCCUGGGGGGCGAAAGUCGGGAGGCCCGGGCGAACUUAACUGUCUUCACCUUCCUAGGGCCCAUUCUGAACCUGAGCGAGACCAACGUCACCGAGGGGUCCAAAGUGAAUGUGAGUUGCAUGGCUGGGCCCCGAGUCCAGGUCAUGCUGGACGGGGAUCUGGCCCGGGCUCCAGGGGAACCCGCCCAGCUUCAGGUAACUGCCACGGAGGGCGACGAUGGGCGCUACUUCUUUUGCAAUGCCAUCCUGGAAGUGGACGGAGAGGUCUUACACAGGAACGUGACUGUCCAGCUGCGUGUCCUUUAUGGUCCCAAGAUUGACCCGGCCAAAUGUCCUCAGCGACUGGCGUGGAAAGAUAGGACUAGUCAUAUUUUGCAGUGCGAGGCCCGAGGCAACCCAGUCCCCCAGCUACAGUGUCUGCAUGAAGGCUCCAGACGUGAGGUGCCCAUUGGGACCCCAUUCCUUGUCAAGUUACACCACAAUGGCACUUAUCACUGUCAGGCAGUCAGUCCAAGGGGCACGUACACCUUGCUUGUGGUGAUGCACGUUCAGGAUCGGAACUCCUUCGUGGUCAGCAUCCUCAUGGGGGUGUUAGUGAUUCUAGGCGUGGUGACUGCCAUAGUGGCCUUAAUAUGCAUCUUCGGGAAGCAGACACGGAGCGGCAUCUACCGCGUGAACCAGCAACACACCUCCUUGCCCCUCAGGCCUGUGCAGCCGAAAGAGGCAGUGGAAUUAGAGCAGUCCUGAGGUGCGGAAUGCCAGGAUACUGUGCCAAAGACGGCAGUGGCUUUGGCUGUAUUCUCAACUUCCUUAUCAAUAAAGGCUAUAAAUUCCGUAA